Messenger RNA from Hirsutella rhossiliensis, 921 nucleotides. RefSeq names its product HAD-like protein. The record is from RefSeq and is a predicted model, not a curated record. The transcript has 3 exons. NCBI's taxonomy places the organism in Eukaryota, Fungi, Ascomycota, Sordariomycetes, Hypocreales, Ophiocordycipitaceae. The coding region runs from base 1 to 921 and encodes 306 amino acids.
AUGACGGCACAGUCGCUGGGGUUCCAUGGAAUUCACUUCGACAACACGGAUGACGUUGUUGUGAAGCUUCGAAAUCUCCUCGCUGACCCAGUCGCACGGGGAAUGGACUUUUUGCGGCAGAGAUCGCAACAGUUAUUUUGCGAGACCGAUCAGGGUGUCAUUAUAAGGGAUAACUUUUCUCAGCUGUUGAUCCUAGAGUUCACGGGAGAAAGAAACCUGGUCUUUCUAGAAAAUGGAGGAAAUACUUGGCAGUACUUUAUCGGAGAACGCGCCUUUACAGACAGCAAUUUUCCGCAAGACGUUGAUACAACCUCGCUCGCCCUGGUGACUUUGAGCAUUCCAAGUGAGCAGAAGGAACAGGCAAUGCAGAAGAUAUUGGGGAAUUUAAGUGCGGAUGGGCUGCCACUGGCUUACUUUGAUUCUUUGCGACCUCGAUUCUGCCCGUAUGUGGCUGCCAAUGUCCUCCGCUUGUUUUACCUCAACGGGCAGGGCCGCAAACUCCAGGCCACUUUGCAGUAUUUAUGCCGCAUCCUAUGCACGCAAGCGUACGAGGUCGGCUCAAGAUAUUACCGUCACCCUGACUGGAUCAUCUACUACUUGGCAGAUCUCUGCUGCAAAUGCACUGACCCGGACUUGGAAGAACUUCGCGAGGUUGUUACAAAGCAGCUGAAGCGCCGUAUGGGUACUGAUAAAGAGGUCUUGGCGGCCGCAUUGAGGCUUCUGGCAGCCCAAUCUCUGGAUCUCGACAGCCCCGAAGAUCUUCAAACGCUACUCACUACACAGCAAUUAGAUGGAGGAUGGGAGCUCGGCUGGAUGUUGACCUAUGGCAAUGUGGCAGUUAAGAUUGGCAACCGCGGGGUGACUACUAGCAUGGCCGUCAAAGCUAUCAGGGUAGCCUACGAGCGACCUUGUAUAACGUAA